AUGUCUAAAUUGUUAGCAGAUUACCUACAUGCUCAGAAGUUGGCCCAAAUUUAUAUCCGUAAGAUUGUUCAUUUGCGUGGGGUCCCCAUUUCUAUCAUAUCUAAUAGAGGCACGCAGUUUAUAUCCCAAUUUUGGAGGACCUUGCAGACCGAGUUGGGCACUCAAUUGUAUGUCAAUACAACUUUUCAUCUUCAGACAGAUGGUCAGUCUGAGCGGUCGAUUCAGGUUCUUGAGGAUAUGCUCCGAGCUUGUGUGAUUGACUUUGUUGGUCAUUGGUACCAGUUCUUACCGUUGGUGGAGUUUGCUUAUAAUAACAGUUAUCACUCGAGUAUUGAUAUGGUUACGUUUGAGGCUCUGUUUGGGAGGAGAUGUAGAUUUCCUAAUGGGCGGUUUGAUGCAUUUGAUGUAAGGCCAUGGGGUACUGACCUUUUGAGAGAGUCAUUAGAUAAAGUUAAGGUGAUUCAGGAUAAGCUCUUAGCUGCUCCUAGGUUCAAAGGUCCGUUUGAGAUUCUUGAUCGAGUGGGGGAGGCAACCUAUGAGUUGACUUUGCCUCCAGGUUUGUUCGACGUUCAUCCAGUGUUUCAUGUCUCUAUGUUGAAAAGAUAUCAUAGUGAUGGUUCCUUCAUCAUUCAUUGGGAUUCGAUCUUGUUGGAUGAUAACUUGUCUUAUGAGGAGGAUCCUAUUGUUAUUUUAGACAGAGAAGUUCAUAAGUUAAGGAGUAAUGAAGUGGAGGAUGCGGAAAGUCUUGCUCAAGUUAGAGAUAUGAUGAAACAAAUUGUGGAGCACAACACAUUAGUAAGAGAGCAAACCGCAGAACUAGGGAAGGCCAUAGAGAGGAUUCAUGUCAAACUCACAGAGAUGCAGGCCGAGUCUGAAACUUGUAAUAAUCUGCAAGUUACAGGCUUAGCCAAUACCCAAGACGAACCUCAAAUAGAAGAAAAGAGUGAGUUCCUGCAAGGAGAUAACUUUUAA
Messenger RNA from Lycium ferocissimum, 972 nucleotides. RefSeq lists its product as uncharacterized. Bases 1 to 972 code for a protein of 323 amino acids. The record is from RefSeq and is a predicted model, not a curated record. The transcript has 3 exons. Gene Ontology annotation, biological process: DNA integration. NCBI's taxonomy places the organism in Eukaryota, Viridiplantae, Streptophyta, Magnoliopsida, Solanales, Solanaceae. Gene Ontology annotation, molecular function: nucleic acid binding.